Messenger RNA from Penicillium diatomitis, 816 nucleotides. RefSeq lists its product as uncharacterized. Bases 1 to 816 code for a protein of 271 amino acids. NCBI's taxonomy places the organism in Eukaryota, Fungi, Ascomycota, Eurotiomycetes, Eurotiales, Aspergillaceae. The transcript has a single exon. The record is from RefSeq and is a predicted model, not a curated record.
AUGUUCAAUAUGAUGCAAGAGGCAGAUGAAGUCAUUGUUGUUACGGGAGAGCAGUCAACCAGGAGUGAAUCUAUGGAUAAGAAGCUGAUUGGUGUCGAUGGAUUCUGGCCUCGCCGGAUUGCCCUGCCGCAUCUCGCUCCUCCCCGCGUUCUCGCGCAUUUGACGGGUACGAGCGUGAUUCAGUCCAUUUUUACACGACACAAUCGUCUUCGACGCAUUGAUAUAUCCCAUGCAACGGAGAAAGCCACUGCUAAGCUUCUCAUGACUCUGAUGCGAGACUCGGCUAUUUCUGGUCGACGAUUGCGAGACGCACACGAGGAGGUUGGUCGAUACCUGGCCGUGGAGUAUCUGACGGCUGUGGUUGGCCUAGAAUCUUACCCCCUUCAACACGUCCAAGGUCAUAUCACCAACGGCUAUCGCCUGUUCCGUGAGACAGAAACAUUGAUAGUCGCAUUGAUGCGGGGCGGCGAGCCAAUGGCGCUGGGAAUCAGUCAAGCAUUUCCGAGUGCAAUGUUUCUGCACGCACGGAAAUUGCAAGACAUCUGCGACAAAUCAUUGGAGGGCAUGGUCACUGUGAUACUCGUAGAUUCCGUGAUUAAUACGGGCAAUACAAUCCUCGAAUUCGUCCGUCAUAUCCGCACUUUGCAUGCCUCCAUUCGUAUUGUGGUCGCCGCAGGGGUGAUCCAAGCAAGUUUGCUCCAGCGCAGCAGGGUAGCGCAACAACUAGUUGCGUUCGAACAACUUACUUUUGUCCCUUUACGCAUUUCCGAAAACAGCUACUCCGGAAAAGGCCGCACAGACACUGGGGCAAGGUAA